Messenger RNA from Nothobranchius furzeri (turquoise killifish), 3132 nucleotides. It is a transcript of the gene luc7l, whose product is annotated as LUC7-like (S. cerevisiae). Gene Ontology annotation, biological process: mRNA splice site recognition. Gene Ontology annotation, cellular component: U1 snRNP; U2-type prespliceosome. Gene Ontology annotation, molecular function: mRNA binding. The record is from RefSeq and is a predicted model, not a curated record. Lineage: Eukaryota; Metazoa; Chordata; Actinopteri; Cyprinodontiformes; Nothobranchiidae.
AGCUGCGAGUGGUGAUGGUGGAAUGAUUAAAACACAGAAAAACUAACAAAUUAGGGAACUGUUUUCUGUUGGUUGGAUAUAUAACUAGACCUGUCGACGGAACAUCAACAACAAUGUCUGCUCAAGCUCAAAUGAGAGCGUUGCUUGACCAGCUGAUGGGAACAGCAAGGGAUGGUUCAGUGUAUCAUUGCCAGCCUACAUCAAUCUGCAAAGGAGUUGCAGAAAAGCCUCAUGUUCAUCGAGCCGUGAGUCACACAUAAUUUUUAAAGCUGUUAUGAUUAAUAUCCAAACAAUUUGUUUGCCUUCCGGAAGCUAUUGUAGAUUUUGAAUCUUACAAAUACACAAGUUGAUAAAUCUCUCCAUUGGCACUAGAAUCAUCACUUGGGUAGUGUUACACAUCUUGUGCUAAGACGCCCAGUCGCGCUUUGUCCACACUAGCAGUUCUUCAUUUACUACACGCAUUACACGUCUGUUUAGCAGGCCACACAGAAGAAGGAAAAACAAAAGAACAAAACCUUUGAAAACAUUUACAAUUUGACCUGUGUAUGACUCCCAACUUCUUACUACAGGUAUGGGCAAGAAAACUGUUCCCAUUUAUACUUUUCUACAGCGGGUUUAAAAUUCUGCAGCUGAGGUCUUGAAGAUGCAAAAGGGUACAGUAUGUGGUGCGGAUCGCAGUGUGUAUAAACACAUUUUCUUCCCUUGGAUUUCUUUUGCAUUUGCUUAAAAUGUCUGUUCUGUGUUUAUUUAUAAAGGACUUGGUUGUUUAUUUAUAAAGGGCUUGGUUGGAACGUUUAUGCACUAGUCACACAUUUCUAUUAAUAGUUGUAAAAACCAUCAUUCAUGCAUAGUCGGUGUCAGAGUAGUGGAAGUCAACCCAGACAAGAGGUUGACCGGUUAGCUCUCAUGUUUUUGGUAUUUUACCUUGAAAGUGGACAUUGAUCCUCAGUACGGGUUAGUCUAAUCCUAGGCUCUCGGUGUUUGAGGCUUGGGUAAGGUAAGCACCAGGAAUAAGCACAAGUACCGUCCCGAACGUUUCACAUGAGCAUAGACAUUUAAACAGCUGAGAAACCUAAAAAUAAAGAACUGUAACAAGAACAGAUGAGUCAGUUAUCAGUAAGAAGCACACUUGUCUUUAAGUCCUGUUAGGAAGACACAUUUGCCAAAUGAGUUACAGUUACAAUAGUUUGUGUUAAAGCUCUGAUACGUCGACCUUCUUGUCAAACGAGAUGUUUUUCUCACUGUUGUUUUCUUGGACUUUUGCAGGAGAUGAGACGCGUCAGAGGGUCAAGUUCACAGAUGAUCGAGUCUGUAAAAGUCACCUCCUCAACUGCUGUCCACACGAUAUCCUGUCUGGAACCCGUAUGGACCUGGGGGACUGCACAAAGAUCCACGACCUGGCACUUCGGGCGGACUAUGAGAUUGCCUCAAAGGAGAGGGAUCUUUUCUUUGAACUUGAUGCGGUGGAUCACCUGGAGUCGUUCAUUGCCGACUGUGAUCGAAGGACUGAACUAGCCAAGAAGCGUCUGGCUGAGACCCAAGAAGAGAUCAGUGCUGAAGUGGCUGCAAAGGCAGAGAAGGUGCAUGAGCUGAACGAGGAGAUCGGGAAACUUCUGGCCAAGGCUGAGCAGCUUGGAGCUGAAGGAAACGUGGACGAAGCUCAGAAAGUGUUGCAGGAGGUGGAGAAAGUGCGUAGCAGGAAAAAGGACGCAGAGGAAGAAUAUAGAAACUCUAUGCCAGCCUCCAGCUUUCAGCAACAGAAACUUCGGGUGUGUGAAGUUUGCUCUGCGUACUUGGGUCUUCAUGACAAUGAUCGUCGUUUAGCUGAUCAUUUUGGUGGGAAGCUUCACUUGGGAUUCAUUCAGAUCAGAGAGAAACUGGACCAGCUAAAGAAAACUGUGGUUGAGAAGCAAGAGAAGAGGAACCAGGACCGCUUAAAGAGAAGGGAAGAGAGGGAGAAAGAAGAAAGGAUGAAAAGAAGGACCAGGUCAAGGAGCAGAGAGCACAGAAGAUCGCGUUCCCGUGACCGCAGGCGGAGGCGCUCGCACUCAACAUCACGAGACCGACGGCGUUCUCGCUCGCGCUCCAGGGAGCGAAGGAGGCGGCACCGCAGCCGAUCCCGCUCACGCAGCAGAGGACAUCGUCACAGCCACGAGCCGAGCUCAAGACACAAGUCGUCCAGGGACCGAGAACGCUCAUCUCGAGACAAGUCACGAGACCGAGACAGGAGAGUUGGGAUGAACGGCAGGGAAGCUGGCGACUUCUGAAGCCUAAAACCGCAUCAACGAUGAUUCACAGCACCCCCCAAACCCCCUCCUGUCUUUUACCUGUCCCAUUUUUAAUAACUUGAUGUUACAUGUAGUCGUUGCCUUUUCCUCUUCUCUUUGUUAAGGCAGAUCCCCUCUAUGCCUGAGCUGUAAUAUAAACCAUCUCUGUUAACAACCUUAAAGACUCUGACACAAACAGUCUGGUCUGAAACAAAAAUAACUUUUCUAGUUCAUCAACUGAUGGGUUUAAAAAUCUGUAAAUAUAUUUAGCUCACGCAGUUUAAAAGGCCUUCAAGUAGUUCUCUCUCCCUCUGCAGCUUCAUGUUGUCAUGGAAACGUCUUCAUGUUGUCAUGGAAACGUCUGUCCACAUAAAAGUCGAUUGUAAUUAGAUCUGAGGCCCACUAACGGCCUCAAAUUCAAACCACCAGAGCAUUUUAAAGUUGCUGUACUGAUGACUUCCCCAUCCAUGUUUUAACAAAUCUGGUUUUUAUUUUUAUUUCUUUGCUUUAGAAAGUUAAAGUUGUGUUUGGCCACUUUCAGUAAAGGCUCUGUUUUGAAUUGUAUUGGUGGCAAGUUCCUUGUUAAAGCUAGUUUGGAUCUUGAGUUAAUCUACAAUUUUAUUUAUCAUAAUGAACUUUAAUGGUGUCUUCAGAAUUAGUGAUGUGAAGCAGGUUUAGCAGUCAUGAGUUAACUGGUCCCACAGCUGCAGAACCGUUCAACUGAAGUCAAACCAGGCAAACCGGUCCCAUCACGGCUAGGACGAGAAUCUGGUUAGAGAUUUUUCUGAAUGCACUGCUUCCCCUGAUGUGUCGAGCCUUGUUUUUCUCCUGGAUUCUUUAAAUUUACAUUAAAAGAAAAAUCACA